AUGAGCGCGCAGACGUCUUCGCAGCCGCACCCACUGAAGGAUCGCUGGUUCGUCACGUAUUUUCCAUUUGUCCGACAAAAGAAGAAGGGAAAGGACUUUGAUGAGCAGCAAAAGCCAAAGGAACUGGACUGGGUGACGACAGCCGAGGAAUUGUACGCCACCAUCAAUUCUUUCCCUUCGCUUGUGUUGCUGCCGUCAGAUGACAACUUGGUCUUUGCCCGCAACAAGGUGGAGCCAUACUUUGAGAACUUUCCUGAAGGCGAUCGUGUCUGUGUCUUUACGCGGACAAAGGCGCAGAGUGAACAGGCUGUGGUGUUGGUGCUCGCAGCUGUCAUGGGGGAACACUUGCGAAGUGUAACGGACUCUGAAUGUGUCGCCGAUGUUGUGCGCAUUGCACAUAAACCUGGGAAUGUGUAUCCGGAGUCAUUGCGGGUAGAGGUGUGGCUGCACAAGAGUGAUUUCUGUGAAAAGGUGGUGCAGUACUUUGUUGACCUAUUCAAGACUUACCCCGGCAUCAGAGUCGCUCGUCGUCCUAUCAGCAGUGAAGUCACCGCCGAUUGA
Messenger RNA from Trypanosoma cruzi, 561 nucleotides. RefSeq lists its product as uncharacterized. The transcript has a single exon. The record is from RefSeq and is a predicted model, not a curated record. Lineage: Eukaryota; Euglenozoa; Kinetoplastea; Trypanosomatida; Trypanosomatidae. Bases 1 to 561 code for a protein of 186 amino acids.